This is a messenger RNA of Anopheles funestus (African malaria mosquito), 5515 nucleotides long. RefSeq lists its product as uncharacterized. The record is from RefSeq and is a predicted model, not a curated record. Gene Ontology annotation, cellular component: cytosol. NCBI's taxonomy places the organism in Eukaryota, Metazoa, Arthropoda, Insecta, Diptera, Culicidae. The transcript is spliced from 8 exons. Bases 2386 to 4122 code for a protein of 578 amino acids. Gene Ontology annotation, molecular function: protein tyrosine/serine/threonine phosphatase activity. Gene Ontology annotation, biological process: protein dephosphorylation.
CCAGAAAGCUCUGUUGAUCCUUGAUUUUACAAAUGUUUUAGCUUCUUCAAAAAAAAAACUUUGUAUAGUUAUAACAUAACUUUAUAUUAGUAUAAAAUCUAAGUUUAAUAUGAACGAUUGCUUGUUAAGUCCGAGAGGCAAUCUCUUGUGAUAUUCACGAAAUUUUAUAAAUAGAGAUACAAAGUCAUUCUGAUUCAUGUGUCUGAGUACUCCAAAUGGUCACCUUUUUUCUUAGCAUAAAAAGCAUAAUACUUCCAGUGGUUGAAACUGGUAGCAGCAUCAAAUGAACAUCUAAAACAAAAAAGAAACCCUUCUUUAUGCGGGCGGUUUCUUCGCAAACAACAAAAGACUCGGGUUGAAAGUAAAGACAACGGAAAAGAAUCAUGUCAGCAACGCUUCGAUGCAUGCAAAUUAACCUGGUGCGUUUUGCGAUGCGAUGAUCUUGCUUCUUUGGCCUGAAACGCUGAAAGUAAAAAACCACAAAGUGUAUGCAAAACGAAGUCAUCGUCGGUGCAAAAAAAACGAACAAUCACCACAGGACUCGACUCGAGUGAGCAGACUAAUUUUGAGCGUUGUCUCACGUCAGCAUGAGUCGCCUGUGUGUGCCUGAUGCGACGACAAUUUUUGGUGGAAAAGCAGUUGCUCAGCAGAUGAGAAUGGCAGCGAGAACGUCGUACAGCUGCUGGAGCGUGUGGUUUGGAAAAUGGGAGCGAAACUACGGUAAGUUUUGCGAGAGUAUGAAACCGUGCCAGAGAGGAAAGCUUUCGAACUAAACUGGCCAUCCGCACGCAAAACAUGCUCAGUCUCGUUCGCUUUCCGAUCGCGCUCGGUAACGAAGUUAGAGUUUUCCGGCUUUUCCGGGGACUUUGGUGCGGUCCCACCCCCCCAGUUUGGGGUUGGUACACAAAGCCUUUUUUCUCUCACUUCCCUCACUAUCAUCUUCGUGGAAAUAGUGCUGUACGAAUGGGGUAGAAGCAACUGCAUAAAAAUGUGUUGUUCCCUUUCGCAUGCCGUGACUUUUGCGUCCGGGUGGAUGGACGCUUUUCAAAAGAGUUAUAGCUGAAUAGAACCGUAUCGAUUGUAUGCUGGAAUAUAUAAAAAAACAUUAGAGAAUAAAAAGUGACUAAAAAUACUUCCAAAUUAAUUAUGCUGUGAAAAAAAAAACAAAAAAUGUAUAAAGUUUUUAUAACAAAUGGUUAUGUUAAGCUGUGUGCAAUUACAAUACUAGCCAACAGUAGGAAUGACAUGGAUUCAAUCAAUACCGUGCAGAGGAGAAGAAGAAGUAAACGAGAUUUAAUCUCGGAAUCGACAAAACACACUGAGCUGGAAGUAACACACCCAUUGAACCAUGAUUCCGGGCGUUACCGGAGCGGUACGGACCAUGAAAAUAAAAUGAAAAUAAAACUGUUGAAGUAAGUAAUUAACAUUAGGGAAGACGGAAACGAAACGUUGUCGUUCCAGUGCGGCAUCGAGUGGAAAGAAAAAGGAAGGAAACAAAAUCAAUUGAAAACAAUAUCCAUCGACCUCAAUGCAAGUAGGUUUGAUGUCUUGAUUGUGUCGGUGGUACCAAAUACAGCUAUAAAACCAUCGCCCGAAGCUAUGUCCUUUACCACGCAUCAGCCGGAAAGAACGAAAACAGUGCAAUAAUCAAAAUAUGUCACAAACGUAACUUCAAACACGGUUUUUGCAAAUCGGCUGGCUGGUCUUAUUUGUGUGUGUGCGCUAGUGAAGUAAUAUCCAGCCGGGCAGGAGACGGCCAGUGGCAAAGGGGUGUCAAUUUAAUAAAGUUUUGUGAUAUUGGUUUUUCCUUCGUGCAACGGCUAAAACCACCGUACCGCCUGCCGGUGAGUAUGGUUACGUUAAUCAAAAGCAGCCAAUCGGUUGCCUUCCGUUUGUCUCACGAAUCAAACGAUGUGCUUUCGUGCGCACCGGACAAUGUUCGUGAACGAGCGGCACGUGGUGUUAGUGCUUCCGGCGGGGUACAAACGACGACCCCGUGUACGAGAACGAUGAGCCCGGUUUUUGGUGGCGCAGCUGUCAACCUCGGAAAGUGGAACCGAUCGGAUCACAGCAGGAUUCCUGAAUCGUAGAUGAAUCCUUCGAUCGAUGUGUAAAGCCCCCCCGCCCGGGGAGAGGUGGAGAAACGUUUUCCGGCCACGUUUGAUUAAAGUGUGUGGGAGGCAAACAAUGUACGCGCCAAUUUGUUGAAAUUGUUGUUGCUUGUUGUUGCUUGUUUGUUAACAACUCAGAAGUGCUCAUAAUAUCAGUAGUAGUAAGAAGUUUUUGAAGCAAGACAAAAAGGCAGGUGUGUUUCUACCUGGUGAAGCAACCAGCUACGGCUUAUUAUCAAAACCGAUACAGAAUCGAUUAGUAAAAACCGGCAAGAUGGGAAAUGGCAUGAACAAGGUCAUGCCCGGGUUGUAUAUUGGCAACUAUAGGGACUCAAAAGAUUACCAGCAGCUGGACCGAUAUGGGAUCUCGCAUAUAGUCUCCAUUCACGAUAGUCCACGACGAUUUCAUCCAGAUAAACAUUACCUGUGUGUGAUUGCUGCAGAUAAACCGGACCAAAACCUGUCGCAAUACUUUUCGGUGUGCAAUGAUUUCAUCCAUUCGGCACGGCUGAAGCAGGGCAACGUACUGAUUCACUGCCUAGCCGGCAUGUCCCGCUCUGUAACGGUUGCCGUUGCCUACAUCAUGUGCGUCACACCGUUGAGUUGGAAGGAAGCUUUAAAGGUGGUACGUGCUGGUCGCUCGAUAGCUAAUCCGAAUGUGGGCUUUCAGAAUCAGCUGCAGGAUUUCGAAACCAGCAAACUGAUAGAGGAACGAAGACGGUUGAAGGAACGUUUUCCUAGCUUAGCGCUUGAGUCGACCGAUAAGGAGCAGUGUUACAUAGCUUUAGAUUAUUAUGAAGAGCUGCUAGAAAGUAAAGACGUUUGUGAAGGUCACUGCAAGUUCGGGAAAGACUGUCCAACGGGAAUCUGCCGGACAGACUCCCGUGGUGGUAUGAGACCUUCGCGAAAACCGAGUCUCUCUUCCAAAAAGCAAUACAACACAUCGCUCUCAACGUCGCCCUCGACCUCCUCCCAGCUGUCGGUACGAAGCGUAGGAACUCCCGGUGGUGGAGGGGCACAGUCCUGUCCAACAUCGCCCCGCUGCUCGAAAGCAUUGAGCCAACGUCCGGGCAAUGGUGGAGCGACCCGGAAUCCAGAAAACCCCCGAGCAGCGGGUGAAUAUGCGGCCGAAAUCGACUUGGGGGAGAUAUCUGAGCUUCGACGUAGUAGUAGCAUCGUCAGUACCUUUCGUCCUCGAAGCAGCCCGGCCGGGUUGUAUUCCUAUACAGGUUCAGCGCCACCGUCCAUACACGGUUCGCGGGUAGACUUGAGCGUUAGUGGAGGUACCGGAUCCGCCAUCUAUCUUGGCUCUACCAGUGGAAGUGGUGGAGCUAGCGGGUCUGGCGGAGCGACGGGUGGUGUAGGAUCAGCAAAUAAUUCCCCAGGACCGGGACGUCGUCUUAGUAUGCGAUCCACACCCAAAUCAACACCCCGCUCAACGCCAGAAUCAUCUCCAAAGGCAUCUCCCAAGAAGAGUGCCUCAACAAGGUCUUUGUCAACCACCCCAGCAGGAAGUACAGGUUCGCCGAAAAAGAGCGUAUCCGGAAGUGGUGGUGGACGUACAGCAACGGUAACACCUGCCACUUCUACGCCUCCGACUAAUGCCAGCUCGUGUCCAAAAAAAGACGACAAGCCAAGCAAACUAACCUCAAAAACCACCGUCCCAAGUAAUGCUACUAAUGCAAGUACCACUACUACCACUACUACAACUACUAGUACUACUACUUCUACUACUAGUGCGGGAGGCAGUGUAGCGAGUAAGGCUGCACCCGCGCGUACUCCAUCAAUUGUGAUAGACAUAACCACAACUACGGCCACAAUUACGACCUGUACGACCUCCAGCAAGGAUGUAGCUUACGGACGACCAACCGAAAAGCGGGACGCUACAUCCAAGGUCGCACAAACUAAAGGUGCUGGCGGUAAAGGAAGCAACACCAACAACACGAAUGCAUCCUCCAAAACAAUGGUUGCCAGCAAUAAUGCUAACAAUAGACCAGUGAAGCAGGAAUAGGAUGAAUAGCCCAUUGGUCGAUAACGUAACGAUGCACUACAGUGAUGGAAAGGUUUUAUUAUCAUAAAAUAGAAUCCACCGUUGUUGAGUUGAUGGAGGAUUGAGAGCUGUCUGUUUUUGGGUACAAUAAUAACACCAGCGCAACUGACAGCUUCCUUUUGUGUUCUCCCCCCGAAGCUGGCCCGAAUCCUACACCCCGUGUUAGGAAAAUGUUGGAUUUCAUUAGAUUGAUAACCUGAUAAUAAUACGGUGCCCUCCGGUUAGCGGGUUGCAUCGAAAAGCUCAAACGGAACGAAAAUGAUUAAUUCAAACGCGAGGUUAUAUAUGAAAAGCAUAUACACAUUUAGUAGAAACAAUCAAAAACCCAUUUUGAAUGCUAGAUAGAGCAGUUUAGAUGGUAAGUUUGCAGUUAAGAUGCUACAAUAUUCGGAAACAAAUCCCUAAAAUAAUGCUUUCGAUGUAAAUUUUUUUGGAAAACAAGUUCGUUUGAUUUUUGUUUCUAGAGAGAGAGAUAGAGAAGAGAAAACAAACAUGUCAGCAGUCGUUCCUUACGGUAUUCGAUUCAUAACUGGCUCAAAAAUCAAAGACGCUACGAAAGCGUUAAAUUUGUGUAUCACAAAUGUAAAGAUAUCAGCGUACGAGAGAAGUAUGUUUUGCGUAGGUUCAGCUUGAUGCUAAAAGAGUGUUGUUUGUAAUGCAUUUCGGCGGAAACGAUCAAGCUACGAUAUCAUGCGGUUUGUUGCAAGAAGCUUAAGGGAAAUAAGGCACCGUUUUUCGCUUGCCUGCCUGUCGAUGUGUUGUUAUGCCAGUAUGAAUUAGAUUGACAGCUAUGAUUGAACAAUUAUCGAGCGUGAACCAAAAACACACAGAAAGGUAAAAAUAUAUCCACGUGUGCGAAUGCACUUAUAUUUACACUGAUACAAAAAACAAGAAUCCGCACGUGUACCGUGAACAUAAAAUUAAACACAUCAACCUUCGUAAGGAUGGACGGCCAUUAGCGAUAAUUGCCGUCUUUGGAUUGUUAUUGGUUUGCUCCCUAAGCAAUGAAAGCCAACGUUUAGAAUGGACAGAGAAAGCGUUAAUAGCUGAUUGAAGGGUUAAAGCAUAAAUAUAAGAAGCGUUACAAGGUGAUUUUCAAAGCGUAAAGCAGCUGCAAACGUUUCGCUUAGAGUGUGGCUAUCGCAUGGGCAAAAACAAUUGGGAAGUAUUUAAGAGAGAAAAGCAAAAAAAAAAAACAUAUUCGCACACAUACUCGCGACCACUUUGGUUUCCACUUUGCUAAGUCCCGCUCCGUUAUGUUAUAAAAAGGGAAUAGAAUUUAAAAAAAAAAAACAUCACACAACUGAUACCGGUGAUGAUGAUGAUUGUAGUGCAAUAAGGCAAAUGGUUUUUU